AUGGUAGCUUAUGGCAGUAAGAUAAGGAUAGGAGACAUGCAGCGUGUCUACCACAGCAGCCUCGCACCUGUCUGGCCAGACGUCGCCAUUCAAUCAAGAAACACCUUCCAGCUGAACCCAGACUUGGCCCAGAAUCCAACUCAGUGCUUGGAGAGCAGUGCAGUGGAGCAUGGGGGCUGUGGCUCUGGCACCAUCUGGAAGCCGUGCACAGGCUCCACUCUGCUCUCCGUGCCUAAAUUCACAGACAAACAUGAUUGGAUAACAACAGAAAAUGGUAUUGGACCAGUGGGAAUCAGCAACUUUGCACAGGAAGCUUUGGGAGAUGUUGUUUACUGUAGUCUGCCUGAAGUUGGGACAAAAUUGAACAAACAAGAUGAGUUUGGUGCUUUGGAAAGUGUAAAAGCUGUUAGUGAACUCUAUCCUCCUUUGUCAGAAGUAACUGAAAUUAAUGAAGCUCUUGCAGAAAAUCCAGGACUUGUCAACAAAUCUUGUUAUGAAAAUGGUUGGCUGAUCAAGAUAACACUCAAUAAUCCUUCAGAACUGGGUGAAUUAAUGAGUGAAAAAGCAUAUGAAAAAUACAUAAAAUCUAUUAGGAGUGAAAAUGGAACCCCUAAAUAA
This is a messenger RNA of Odobenus rosmarus divergens (Pacific walrus), 618 nucleotides long. RefSeq names its product glycine cleavage system H protein, mitochondrial-like. Bases 1 to 618 code for a protein of 205 amino acids. The transcript is spliced from 2 exons. The record is from RefSeq and is a predicted model, not a curated record. Lineage: Eukaryota; Metazoa; Chordata; Mammalia; Carnivora; Odobenidae.